Molecule: messenger RNA, 1614 nt
Organism: Babesia sp. Xinjiang
Lineage: Eukaryota; Apicomplexa; Aconoidasida; Piroplasmida; Babesiidae
Exons: 5
Coding region: 1-1614 (537 amino acids)
Source: RefSeq, a predicted model, not a curated record
AUGGCAGCCAUCGCGCAACAAGGAUACAAAGUUAAAGGCAUAAACAAUGUCGUUAUCAAGUUGUACCCGCAGGUGCUCGGGAUACACAAAGUACACGAACACAACCUUUGCAACGCUCUCAGAGAUUUCGGACUCAUGCUUAAAGCAGACUGUAGAACCGAGUUGCUACAGUACAAUUACGAUUUUCUCAAGUUCGCACAUACAAUGAGAUCCAGUGAACUCUGCAUGAUCGCCCAUGGAUAUUCAAUGCUGAACCUUGAAGAUCGUAACUGGUGGGAUCAGUUCACGGCAGUUGCAUCGAAAAACUCAUUUGAUAUGGAUGGAAAAGAAAUGGCAGGGUUGCUGUAUUCACUAAGUAAAGUGUACACCGGUAAACAUCCUCUCAUAGCAAGACUUAUAGAGGAAUCCACACAUUGGAUUCAACACGCAACAGCGAGUACGCUAUCGCUACUUGUCAAAGUUAUUUCAAACCUCAAGAUAGGAGAUAGCUAUUUACAUCGCAUCAAUGCCCGAGCGAUAGAGAUUGUCGACCAGCUCAAUAUGGUGGACGUCAUAUUCUUCGUCACAUCUAACACAGAGGCUAAGACGCAUAACCCAGAAUUGUAUCGAAUGUUGUGUUUACGUGCUAUCAAAUUGUAUGACGAUAUGGAGCUACACCACCUAAGAGCAUUGGCAGCGUGCCUCAGCAUUGCAGGCUACAAGUCUACGCUAUUCUACAAUAUACUUGCCAUCAGAUUGGUUGAAAUAUGCCGCAACAAAUCUUUACGUGAUGGUGACGUAAUAUCGCUUUUCCUGGCAUAUACAUCGCAAAAGUUCCUGACACAAAAUGACCUAUGCAUUGACGUAAAUGUAUAUAAGCAGUUUCUGAAACAACGCUUUGGAAGCGUUACUAAGGAUAAAUUCGAGUUCCCAGUUGCAGAACUGGCUCCUGUGCUGGCAAAAGCGCUAGAAGAAAAUAUUGACAGAAUUACCUACAAUGGGAUGCCCAUUGUAUUGAGGGCAAUAUCGAUUUUAAGGUUGCCGGUUGAUAAAAAUCUGUAUGAACGUGUGAUUUGCGAGACUGCAUUAUAUAUUUCUGAAAAUAAAUACGACGAUCUAAAGUUGUCAAAUCUAGUAGUAACACUCGCCAAACGCCAGGGGAGACAUGAUGUAUUCUGGAACGCCGUUCACGAACUUUUAUCAAAGCCCGGUAUGAAGAUUAAUGCGGACCUACUUGCCAAGAUGACAGUAACCCUAAGCAAUCAUACAAACGACGAAUGUCGUCGGAGGGUAUACGAGGAUCUACUCCAGCUAUCGUCGGAACAUUGUAAAUACAUGAGUGUCAAGUCUAUUUUUGCGUUGACCAGGGUUCUGGUGGCCAAUAUGGAGGUUGACGUUUUAUGUAGCACCCCGUAUGUGGAUGCCAUAAUAGCUUUAGUAGGUCAGCUAAGGCUGUCUGAUGUAUUUAACCUAUUCAAACUAUACCCAUUCCGGCUGCUUCCUACUGACGACGGGAACCUCGCACGCAUGAUAACCGCUGCCAGGGCGGCCCUGGAGAAAGCUGGUGAUGACAACUCCUGCUACGCACCUAUGAAGAGGCUUAUAGAUGGCGUUCCUGGUUAUAAACAAGAGUAA